AUGGCGAAAGAUCGUGGCUCGAUGGCCCAUUCGAUCGGGGCCUUGCUAAACAAACUCAACGAUCCUGAUCCAGAUAUCCGCUUCAUGCAAUUGAGCGAUCUCGCGAAUAUUUUGACAUCUCCGACCUCUGAGCACCUGAAGAGCGAUCCUGGUCAAACUGGUCGCAUCAUCGACGGACUGCUCAAGUCUCUGUCAGAUCAGCAUGGUGAGGUUCAGAACCAAGCACUCAAGUGUGUUGGACCUUUAGCUGCGAGAACUCCUGGUGAGAUCAUUGUUCCUCUUAUCGACAAGAUCACCGAUCUCACUACCUCCGACAUCGAUGUCACCAUUCCCAACACCGCCCUUCGUAGUCUGAUCGCUAGCCUGCCACAGCCCGGCUCUGCUAUGGCUAGCCAGCAAGAAAUCAAGGAAGCCUACAAUGCCAUUAGCAAAGUCCUCAUUCCACGAUUGAUCGGUAGAGUCGUUGUCCCAGGGGCCAAGUCUGCUCCCAAAGUUCCCGUGGGCCUUCUGCAGCCCCAACAGGACAAAGGCUACAAUCCCGAUGCGGUCGAUGUCAUGCUUGAGAUCGUCAAGUGCUAUGGCGCUUCGCUCCAGGAACAAGAGCUGGUCGCCUUGGCUCAGGCUGUCAUGCAGAUUAUUGAGAGUCCGCAGGCGGGUGGUGUGGUCAAGAAGCGCGCAUUAGCAGGUAUCGGAGCGCUCAUUAUCCACUUCACUGAUUCCCAAGUCAGCUCCUUCAUCGCUGCUCUUGUUCAGAGCUUCCAGACCCCCAAUCUCUCGAACGAUCACCGAAGAUACUUGAUUGCCACUCUCGGCACGCUGGCAAAAUCAACUCCAGCAAAGUUUGGUCCACACCUUGAUGCCGCUCUUCCUCACGUACUCUCCGCUCUCAGCCAAGAAGAGCUGGACGCCAACGCGGAUGAUUCCGACGACGACAUCGAAGCUGACUCCGAGUUGGAGGAGCUUCGCGAGACCGCACUGCAAGCGAUUGAUGCCAUGAUUGGAUCAUGUCCUUCCGAGAUGAAGGAUCACCUGCCUGCCGCCAUCGGAGCCACUCUGCGCUACCUGAAGUAUGAUCCCAAUGUGGCCGAGAUCGACGAUGAAGAAAUGGGUGGCACACAUGACGCUGGUAGCGACGAUGGCAUCACGGAAGACGCUGUCGAUGAUGACGACGAAUAUGCUGAGCUCGAUGAUGAUGGCACAUUCAGCGACGUUGAUGACCUAAGCUGGAAGGUCAGAAGAUGCGCUGCCAAAGCACUUUUCACCAUGAUCAGUGCACUGUCCGCCGCUGAUCAUGACACUCUCUUUGGCAAGAUUGCUCCUGUCUUGCUCUCCCGGCUGUACAACGAGCGGGAAGAUAGCGUGCGCUUAGAGAUCAUCUCUGCUACCACUGCCCUUAUCCGCAAGGCCGGUCCACCUGCUCAUGUCUCAUAUGGCUUGUCCAGCUUCGACGGCGACGCUCCUCCACCCAAUAGCCGCAAGCGCAGACGCCAGGACAGUGAGGUCUCGCAGAACGACCCAGAACUCCGCGGCUUGGUCUUGUCCCGUUCUAGUCCACCGAUCGAUGAUGCCUUGCCUCCUUCUAGCGGAGCUCAGGCCGAUCUUGCUGCGAUCAUUCCAAAGAUGGUUCAAGCCCUUAGCAAGGUUUGGAAGAAGGCCAGUAUUCCCCUGAAGCAAGCUGGUAUUAUCAUGAUCAAGACAUUGGCUCUCACACGCAACGGUGCUCUGGCCGAUUACCUACAGCAACUUGAGGACCCUGUAGCCGAUGCUCUGAAGCCCGGCACCGGUCCAAGCGGCGCAAGUGCUUCCUCAGGCUCCUCAGCUACUGUCGCAGGGCUGCAGAUUGAGACACUCGCAACCAUUAGCAUCAUCGCGGAAACCAAUUCGACCACUGUGCUCACCCCUUUCGUGAUUGCUCUGAUCCCGCCUGUAACAGCCACCGCAAAGGAUCGAAAUUUCAAGGUGUCGAGCGAGGCUCUUGCCACAAUUGAACAAUUCGUCAAGGCCUUGACACCCCCUCGCCUUCCUUCCGCCAAUCAAGACCACGCUAUCCACAUCGAGAAAUUGUUCAAUGUUAUUGUCGAUCGCGUCACCGACAAUAACACAGACCUUGAGGUACGACACCGGGCCAUUCAGGUCUUUGGUGUUUUGAUCUCGAGAACAUCGUCUACGCAGCUCUUGAGUACUGCGGCUCGCGCUAAAGCUCUUGGGGUAUUGGAUGACCGUCUGAAGAACGAAACUACUCGACUGGCUAGUGCACGUGCAAUUGGUCUUGUAGGUGAAUCGGCGAGCAUCACCGACAGUAUCGGGUCAGCGUGGGUGCAAGAGGUCUCGUUGGAGAUGGCAAACCAGCUACGCAAGUCAGACCGCGCGCUGAGAGGUGCUUGUCUUGAGGCCUUGCAGUAUCUUGCGCUAAACGCUGUGACUGCAUCUCUGUACGAUAGUGUCACUAUCGCGCAGCUAAUGACGCACCUACUCCCGCUGCUCUCCGGUUCCGACCUGCACCUCCUGACUCCAACGUUGGUGAUCCUGUCUAAAAUUGUCCCCACGAAUCCCCAGUCGCUUGUUUCGGAUGACCUGGUGCAAGCGCUUUGCGAUGUCAGCAAGUCUCGACUUGAAGGAUCCCCACUGAAGGCUUUCCUGCUAGUCAUCAAAGUGAUUGGCGAGCAGGGCAGUGGAAAUACACUGAUGCAAGGUCUACUCGCUAUUGGCGUCGCAGGCGAUACGAUUGUGCUUGGGCGGGCUAUCGGCACACUGCUUGUCUACUCAUCCGCCGAGCUCACGGUAUCUGUGCCCACAUUUUUGACCGAGCUCGAGACUGCACAAGACCCAGCUGCGAUGUGCCUCGCCCUUGCAGUCCUGGGUGAGGUUGGCUUUCGCAUGGGGCCCAAGUCGCCUGUGCAGAUGGAGGUCUUCACUCGUUGCCUUGCCGCUGAAUCAGACCGAGUGCGCCUCACCGCAGCCGCCGCCUUGGGCAGUGCCAGCUCCAGCAACCUCUCCGAAUGCUUGCCUUUUAUCCUCCAGAAUCUCGGCCAGGGCUCCGAGCAGGAAUAUCUUUAUCUCCACGCCCUCAAGGAAAUCCUUCAACAUGUCACCGAGACUGGUGGAAAGGAGAUUGCUUCGUAUGCAAGCGACCUCUGGCAGAAGCUUUUUAGCAUCUCUGCCACCGACGACAAUCGUGCAGUCGGUGCUGAGUGCAUUGGACGCCUUUCCAUGAUCGAUGCUAGCACGUACAUUCCUCAGCUAUCGCAAUCGCUCCAGGACUCCGAUGCAUCCACCCGUGGCACAGUCAUUUCAGCGUUCAGAUUCACUCUGGCUGACACCAGCUCCUCUUACAAUGCUCUGCUCACGCGGAUGAUUGUUCCAAUGCUGCGCACCAUGCUCAGCGACGCUGACAUCGGCAACCGUCGUCUCGCCGUUACGACUCUGAACGCAGCAAUCCAUAACAAGCCGAACUUGGUCAUCCCGGAAAUCAGCCAGCUCCUGCCACAAGUACUUCAGGAUUCGGUCAUCAACCCCGAACUGAUUCGUGUCAUUACUAUCGGUCCAUUCAAGCAUAAUGAGGACUCGGGUCUUGAUCUUCGCAAAUCUACUUACGCGACGCUUUAUGCGCUACUCGACCAACCCGCAGCAAUUCUGCAUCUUCCAAUCCCUCAGGUCUUCGACCGCAUUCUUGACGGUAUCACUGAUGACGCCGAUAUUCGCACUCUGUGCAACCUCAUGCUUACGCGUCUUUCCCACAUCGAUCCUGUAGAGACUCGUCGCCGUCUUUCCCAGCUUGCGGAUAAAUUCAAGACCGUGCUUGGCCACAAGUUGAAAGACAAUGCGGUUAAGCAAGAAAUUGAGAAAGUUAACGAAGCCAACGCGGCUGUUAUCCGCACGACACUUGAGCUCGACAAGGCUUUCCCUAGCGCGGCCUCGGAUGGCGGCGGCGAGAUGGUCGGCUGGAAAGGCUACGUCGAAAAUGUCAAGAAGGACUUUGCCGGGGUUGUGCGCAGCAUCCAGAACGAGUCUUAG
Cyphellophora europaea CBS 101466 is the source of this 4014-nucleotide messenger RNA. RefSeq lists its product as uncharacterized. Gene Ontology annotation, biological process: SCF complex assembly; protein ubiquitination. The coding region runs from base 1 to 4014 and encodes 1337 amino acids. The record is from RefSeq and is a predicted model, not a curated record. Lineage: Eukaryota; Fungi; Ascomycota; Eurotiomycetes; Chaetothyriales; Cyphellophoraceae. The transcript is spliced from 2 exons. Gene Ontology annotation, cellular component: nucleus.